Molecule: messenger RNA, 1170 nt
Organism: Naegleria lovaniensis
Lineage: Eukaryota; Heterolobosea; Eutetramitea; Acrasida; Naegleriidae
Exons: 2
Coding region: 1-1170 (389 amino acids)
Source: RefSeq, a predicted model, not a curated record
AUGAAACCACUCUUCUUGUACAUUUCACUAGGACUAUUCGCUGGUUUUGAAAUUCUACAAUCCACCAGUCAUGUCUUGUUAUUGGCCGUGGCUGCCAUCUUUCGAGAAUUUGCCGUGUCCACAGAUUCCCAUUUAUUAAUGACUCGUUCAGUGAUGUUUCUCGCGUUAGCAACGUUCCUAUUAGCUCUCGUUGCCUUGAAAAUUGUGGUGUGGUUAGUUGGAGCCAGGUACAUGUAUCAAAUGUAUCGACAAUUUACAACCAUCAAAACCAUGACGUAUGACCACAGUGUGACUCGGGAAGAAACUCAAAGUAUUAAUCAUCAUGGAAGAGAGGAUUUAAUGGCGACUCCACAGAAUGAGACAACAAGAUUGCCACAGCUUCAGCAACGGCAACAAUUUGAAGACGAGGAGGAAAUUAAUAUUUACAAUUCGAACAAUACUGCUUUUAGAUUUUUAUGGAAUUUCAGAAAAACAAGUGCACGUUUCCUUAAUUUAUUCAUCUUUUCAGCAGUGACCCUUUCUCUUACUUCAUUAAUAUUAUGUGUUACUCUUUCAUUCCUCUUUCUCAUGUACUACUCGAGUGUCGAUUUGGUUUACUUUUCAUGCACGGCUGCCAUCAUCAUUUCCUUAUUGAGCUUACCCUUGAAUGCAGUUUUAUUCUUCCACUCGUGUUACAAUGAAUCCUUUGCUCAAGUCGAUUCUCUCUUCUCUCUCAAUGGUUCUUCUUCAUCGUCAUCAGCUUCCUCUUCCAAUACUAAUUUGGAAAAUUCUCAAGAACCUCCUAAUCAUGAACAUGAGGAAGAACAAGCCAAUGCCAGUCAGAAUUCCAAGAAAGCAACCAUCCUCUAUGGAACAUCGAAUGACCAUGAACAAGUUUCAUUGGGAAUUGAAGAAGAGGAAGAAGAAAUUGUUCAUGUCCGAAAACCUUUAUUGAAUCCGACAACGAGUGUACUUGAUCAGGGAAUGAAUGUGCCUCACAGUACAAGGCAGAAGAAGAAGAAGCAAAAGAAGAAUAUAAAGAAUGGUUCUUCAUCCUCGAAACCCAUUGCGAUUCAAGAUUCUCGAAACAAUAAGAAUCACACGAAUCAUUCUUCGAUUGUUGAGCAAGGAGAGGACAUUUCUGAGGAAACCACAUCGUUAACGGUUCCUGGAGAACGAUCUCAAUUCUAA